Phaedon cochleariae (mustard beetle) is the source of this 1611-nucleotide messenger RNA. Lineage: Eukaryota; Metazoa; Arthropoda; Insecta; Coleoptera; Chrysomelidae. The record is from the annotation of a GenBank genome assembly.
GAGUUCCAUCGACAUUGAAGAGAGAAAUACGAAGAAGAAGAUUUGAAAUUGAAAUGACAUAUGACUAAUUUACUACAAGAACACGUUGACGUAUUUAAAUUAAAGAAGUCAAAUUUGGCUGAUGUGUCGUUCGUCAAUUUGUCGAUUGUCGAUGUGUGGCCAAGAUUAUACGUGCACAUAAGAAUUGAAACAUGAAUAAAAUAUUACAAUUUCUAGCGUGCUUGGCAUUUGUAAAUGCUGCAGAAAGAAUAAACAACCAACUAGUCAUCAGAAAUGUAGACCGAUCCAUCGACCUAGCUUCCCAGCUAGUAAAAAUCACUGCAACCAUCACCUUGGAAAAUACCGGCAAAGAUGCUGUACGUACUUUCCUUCUCGUACAAGAACCACACACCCUUGGAACCAUCGCAUACCUCUCCGUUAAAGAUUCUUCCAAACAGGAGCUGAGAGUUACCCCUGUUAAAGUCGAGGGACAUCCAGAUGAGCUUUUCCACAAUGUUGCACUGAGACUACCACUUGAGUCUGGGCGUACCACCACAGUUUCGCUAGAGGAAGUACGUACAAGAGCCCUGGAGCCCUAUCCCAGCAGCAUUACCCAGAAGGACAAGCAGCUGGUACGUUAUUUUGGCAACCACUAUCUAUACACUCCAUACUUGGUAACCAAACAGAAAACUGAUGUAACCCUCUACUCCAGAAGCAUUGAAAAUUACACCAAACUGAAGCCAGUUAGUAUUUCUGACAGUACUAUUUCUUAUGGACCUUAUUCCAGUAUUGAACCAUUCACUGAAGAUGAACUAUCAGUGCACUAUGAAAAUAAUGCACCCUUUCUGACAGUCACAAGGUUAGAAAGACUUAUUGAAAUUUCCCAUUGGGGUAACAUAGCAGUGGAAGAACAUAUUGAGAUUCGCCAUAAUGGGGCUUUGCUGAAAGGUCCAUUUUCAAGGUAUGAUUACCAAAGAGACACUAGUGGAACUCAUCACAGCAUAAAGGCCUAUCAUACCAUCCUGCCUGCUUCUGCUCAUAGCAUCUACUACAGGGAUAGUAAUGGCAAUAUCUCCACAUCAACUGUUAAGCCCAGAAAAGACUGGAUUGAGCUGGAAUUGAGACCUAGAUUUCCAUUGUUUGGAGGCUGGCAGAGCUCCUACACCCUUGGUUAUAGUGUACCAAGCUAUCAAUACUUGUUCAAGGCCCCUUCUGGAGAAAAUGUGCUGAACAUGAGACUUCUGGACCAUGUUUUUGAUGACAUGCAUGUUGAAGAGCUAGAGACUUCAGUUGUGCUACCAGUUGGAGCCUCUGAUAUCCAAGUGAACCCUCCAUAUGCAGCUGAAAGAUUGUCAGAUGAACUGACACACAAAUAUUUGGACAACAUUGGGCGUACAGUGGUGAAACUGAGGAAAACUAAUCUUGUGGAGCAACAUAUUCAAGAUUUGGAGAUAACCUACAAUUGGAAGCCUCACUUCCUCUUGCAUGAGCCAGUUUUGCUGUCUAUUGCUCUCUUUGUUAUGUUUAUAUCAGUCAUCAUUUGGGUGAGGCUAGAUUUUUCACUUGGUGUAUCUGAACACAAUAAGAGAGAAUAAGUCUUGUUUUUAUUUAAUGUUCAACAACUUGUUUGAU